CUAAAAAACAGAAAAACGACAGCGCAGUGAAAAUUGCAUCCAUUUUCUCGUCAAAGUGCAAAAAAUUUUAGGUUUAUCCGUGAAUUAGUAAGAAUUGAGGUCGGCGCUUCAGACCGCUUUGUAGAGAAAAGGUAUACUUCUCAUCGGAACUAAGCACAACGUUAAAACAGCCAUGUUAACCAAUUUUGAAACAAAAUCGGCCCGAGUAAAGGGGCUUUCGUUCCAUCCAAAGCGGCCGUGGGUUUUGGCAAGUUUGCAUAGCGGCGUAAUCCAACUUUGGGACUAUCGUAUUAGUACUUUGAUCGAGAAAUUUGAUGAACAUGACGGGCCGGUACGCGGUAUUGCGUUCCACAGCCAGCAGCCACUAUUUGUCUCCGGUGGUGAUGACUUUAAAAUCAAGGUUUGGAAUUAUAAGCAGAGACGGUGUAUUUUUUCUCUGCUCGGUCAUUUGGACUAUGUCCGGACAACGGUAUUUCAUCAUGAGUAUCCAUGGAUACUGAGCGCUUCGGAUGAUCAAACCAUUCGUAUCUGGAAUUGGCAAUCUAGGUCCUGUAUUUGUGUGCUGACCGGUCACAAUCACUAUGUUAUGUGUGCUCAAUUUCAUCCAACGGAUGACAUUAUCGUUUCGGCUUCGUUGGAUCAGACUGUGAGGAUUUGGGAUAUUUCUGGAUUGCGCAAGAAAAACGUAGCCCCAGGACCAACCGGGUUGGAUGAUCACCUGAAGAAUCCAACCGCAACUGAUUUGUUCGGUCAGGCUGAUGCUGUGGUAAAACAUGUACUGGAGGGACAUGAUCGAGGAGUUAACUGGGCUAGUUUUCAUCCGACGUUGCCCUUAAUUGUAUCUGGGGCGGACGAUCGACAAAUCAAGCUAUGGAGGAUGAACGAGUACAAAGCUUGGGAGGUGGACACUUGUCGUGGACAUUAUAAUAAUGUAUCUUGCGUUUUGUUCCAUCCAAGGGCAGAGCUGAUUGUCUCAAACAGUGAAGAUAAAAGUAUUCGCGUCUGGGAUAUGACUAAGAGGCAAUGCAUUCAUACUUUUAGAAGAGAACAUGAGCGGUUCUGGAUUAUGACCGCGCAUCCAAACUUGAAUCUGUUUGCUGCGGGACACGAUUCCGGAAUGAUUGUAUUUAAGCUUGAACGUGAGCGACCAGCCUAUGCUGUUUAUGGAAACUGCUUGUACUACGUGAAGGAACGGUUUCUUCGCGAACUUGAUUUCAAUACUAAAUCCGAUACGGUUUUAAUGACAAUACGGGGUGGAGGAAAAACUCCCGUGUAUAGCAUGUCUUAUAACCCUGCAUUGAAUGCAGUGCUGUUGUGUACCAGAACUUCCAAUUUGGAAAACAGCACCUAUGAUUUGUAUAGCAUUCCACAGAAAGACAGUGGCUCGCAAAAUACUGAAACCGAUAGUAAGCGUUCGUCCGGUGUUACAGCGGUUUGGGUUGCACGAAACCGAUUUGCCGUUUUGGAUCGUUCCAACCAAUUGGUUAUUAAAAACUUCAAGAAUGAAGUUACCAAGAAGAUCCAAACCCCGGUUUGUGACGAAAUAUUUUACGCCGGAACGGGAAUGCUUCUACUUCGAGAACCGGAGCAUGUGACAUUGUUCGAUGUACAGCAGCUGCGCACUUUGGCGCAGGUUAAGAUUGCCAAGUGCAAGUACGUUGUCUGGUCCACCGAUAUGAGUCACGUUGCGCUUCUCGCCAAACAUACUUUGAACAUUUGCAAUCGUCGCCUGGAUUUACUGUGUUCCAUACACGAGAGUGCUCGAAUCAAAAGCGGAGCUUGGGAUGAUUCCGGCGUGUUUAUCUAUACCACUUCGAAUCACAUCAAGUACGCGAUUAUUAACGGUGAUCACGGAAUCAUACGUACUUUGGAUUUACCGAUCUACAUAGCCCGGGUCAAGAAUAGUCAAGUUUUUUGUCUGGAUCGUGAAUGUAGAACACGAGUACUGAAUAUUGAUACAACCGAAUACAAAUUCAAGCUGGCGUUGAUCAACCGAAAGUACGAGGAAGUCUUGCACAUGGUGCGUAACGCACGGUUAGUCGGUCAAAGCAUCAUUGCCUAUUUGCAGCAGAAAGGUUACCCGGAAGUAGCCUUGCAUUUCGUCAAGGAUGAAAAGACUCGCUUUGGUUUGGCACUAGAGUGCGGUAACAUCGAGGUUGCUCUGGAAGCAGCCAAGGCUUUGGACGAUAAGCAGUGCUGGGAAAGGUUGGCGCAGACUGCUCUUAUGCAAGGCAACCACCAGGUGGUGGAAAUGUGUUAUCAACGUACGAAGAAUUUCGACAAGUUAUCUUUCCUCUAUCUGAUUACGGGCAACCUGGAGAAGCUGAAGAAAAUGAACAAGAUUGCAGAAAUCCGUAAAGACGUAUCUGCACAGUAUCAGGGCGCUCUGCUGCUGGGAGACGUCAAGGAACGCGUUUCAAUACUGAAAAAUUGCAAUCAAACGUCGUUGGCUUAUCUAACAGCCAAGACCCAUGGUUUAGAGGAAGAUGCCACCCAGCUGGCUGAAACUAUCACAGCUGCUGGAAAGAAUUUGCCAGAAGUGCAGCCGAAUGCGAAGUUUUUGCGCCCUCCGGUUCCUAUUCAGCAAGCCGAAAGUAACUGGCCACUAUUGACGGUUUCCAAAGGAUUCUUCGAAGGAACAAUGAUGUCUCGUGGAGCUGCAACUGUUCACCAGGCACUGGCAGCCACUGAAACUGUGGUAGAAGCAGCGGAUGAGGACGGUUGGGGUGUCGAUGAAGAUUUACGCGAUGAUGAUAAGUUUGAAGAUGCCAAGGAUGAUAGCGACAAUAAAGCUGAGGGAGGAGAAGGUGCCGGAUGGGAUGUGGGAGAUGACGAUUUGGAGUUGCCAGAGGAACUAAUGUCGAAAAUCUCAGCCAGCAAUACAGGAGAUAAAGGCUUUUAUGCUGUUCCACCAAAAGGUUUGCCACCUUCGCACUUUUGGACAAUUAAUUCUCAGCUCGCGGCCGACCACGUUCGUGCCGGAUCGUAUGAAACAGCUUUCCGAUUAUUGCAUGAUCAAGUUGGAGUCGUCAAUUUUACUCCCUACAAGGAAAUCUUCAUGGAGUCACACAUCGGUUCCAAAACUUCCUAUACAUGUCUUCCCAGUAUUGGUCCUUUACCGGCUUAUCCGAAUCGAAAUUGGAAGGAGCUGAACGUUAAAAAUUGUCAUCCCACUUUGGCAUUCAAAUUAAAUGAUUUAGUACAGAUGCUGCAGACAUGUUAUCAACUAACUACCACCGGGAAGUUUACCGAGGCGAUUGAAAAGCUGCAACAUAUAAUGCUUUGCAUUCCAUUGCUGGUGGUUGAAUCUCGACAGGAAAUCGCUGAAGCCCAGCAACUGUUAACUAUCUGUCGCGAGUAUGUUGUUGGUUUGCAAAUGGAGACACUUCGCAAAGGACUGCCGAAAAAUACGCUGGAUGAGCAGAAGCGGAUCUGUGAACUGGCGGCUUACUUUACUCACGUUAACUUGCAGCCGGUGCACCAAAUUUUAACUUUAAGAACAGCACUAAAUUUGUUUUUCAAGCUGAAGAACUAUAAAACAGCUGCUUCAUUCGCGCGUCGUUUGAUUGACUUGGGCCCUCGCCCAGAGGUCGCCAAUCAAGCACGAAAAAUACUGUCAGCGUGUGAAGUAAAUGAAACUGAUGAGCACAUGCUGCAAUAUGACGAACACAAUCCAUUCACUUUAUGUGCGGUUACCUACAAACCAAUUUAUCGUGGCAAGCCGGAAGAGAAGUGUUCCCUCUGUUCAGCGUCCUAUCAGCCUGCGUAUAAAGGAGUAACCUGUGCGGUUUGUCAAGUGGCUGAAAUAGGCAAGGAUGUCAUCGGUCUGAGGAUUAGUGCUUCGCAAUUCAAGUAACUUGAGCUGCAGUUCGAUUCGCAUUUACAACAUAAAUGCAUAUAAACUUUUAUUACGUAUUCAAUAUAAUCUACACACACGUACAUUUAUUCCAUUCCCAUUGCGUCGUUGAAACCAACGACCAGAGAGUACUGUAACGUGAAAUGAUUAAAAAUCAAUAAAUACAUUGCUAGUUCAUUAGUGUUACUCUUAAGCUUAACUGUAUGAA
Messenger RNA from Sabethes cyaneus, 4064 nucleotides. It is a transcript of the gene alphaCOP, whose product is annotated as coatomer subunit alpha. The transcript has 3 exons. Gene Ontology annotation, molecular function: protein binding; structural molecule activity. Lineage: Eukaryota; Metazoa; Arthropoda; Insecta; Diptera; Culicidae. The coding region runs from base 173 to 3856 and encodes 1227 amino acids. Gene Ontology annotation, cellular component: COPI vesicle coat. The record is from RefSeq and is a predicted model, not a curated record. Gene Ontology annotation, biological process: intracellular protein transport; retrograde vesicle-mediated transport, Golgi to endoplasmic reticulum; intra-Golgi vesicle-mediated transport.